This is a messenger RNA of Penicillium nucicola, 993 nucleotides long. Its product is annotated as class I SAM-dependent methyltransferase. Lineage: Eukaryota; Fungi; Ascomycota; Eurotiomycetes; Eurotiales; Aspergillaceae. The record is from RefSeq and is a predicted model, not a curated record. Bases 1 to 993 code for a protein of 330 amino acids. Gene Ontology annotation, molecular function: methyltransferase activity. The transcript is spliced from 2 exons.
AUGGAUGUUCCCGGAGAGACGGAUGAUACUAUCUCUGUGGUCUCAAGCGACGAUUCCUCAGUCUUUGACCAGCAUUCAGACAACUCCAGCUACACAGCGUCUCUCCUCUCAGAUGUGCAGAAUUAUAGAUACGAAAACAACCGACGUUAUCAUUCCUACCGGGAAGGACAUUAUGUGCUCCCCAAUGACGACCAAGAACAAGAUCGACAAGAUCUGCUCCAUCAUGUUCGAAACCUAGUGCUGAACGGCCAGCUCUUCCUCGCUCCACUGGGAGAUAAUAUCCACCGAGUUUUGGACGUCGGGACUGGCACUGGCAUCUGGGCCAUCGACUUUGCAGACUCUUUCCCCAACGCCGAGGUGAUCGGCACCGAUUUGAGUCCUAUCCAGCCAUCGUGGAUCCCACCCAACUUGCAAUUCAUUGUGGAUGAUGCUGAAUCACCAUGGAUGUACAGUACCAAACGGCCCUUUGACUUCAUCCAUGCUCGCGAUCUCGGGGGUGCCAUCACCGACUGGCCGCGUUUGAUUCGGCAAAGCCAUGAACAUCUUCGGCCUGGGGGUUGGCUUGAGCUACAGGAGUUUGAGGUAACGCUGAGAGCGGACGAUGAUUCAAUGCGUCUGGCGCCGACUUUGUGCGAGUUUCUCCGGCAUUUGCAGGCGGCCAGUGAGGCAUUUGGUCGUCCGAUGAAUAUGGCCGAGGGACAUCGCCAGAGGUUGAUUGAGGCUGGUUUUGAAGAUGUCAAGGAUGAAAUGUACAAGGUCAUCUCUACUCCGUGGGCUGAUGAUCCUGUGCAAAAGGAGAUCGGCCGUUAUAACAUGUGCUCUCUUCUCAUGGCAGUCGAAGCCUACUCACUGGCUCUGUUCACUCGGGUUCUUGGUUGGUCCAACGAGGCUACUCAAGUGUUCCUGGCAGGCGUGCGUAGUGAUAUCAAGAAUCCCGCCGUCCACUCGUAUUGCUACUUGCAUAUCGUUUACGGUCGGAAGCCAAAUUCCUAG